This is a messenger RNA of Caenorhabditis remanei, 1395 nucleotides long. RefSeq lists its product as uncharacterized. The record is from RefSeq and is a predicted model, not a curated record. NCBI's taxonomy places the organism in Eukaryota, Metazoa, Nematoda, Chromadorea, Rhabditida, Rhabditidae. The coding region runs from base 1 to 1395 and encodes 464 amino acids. The transcript is spliced from 6 exons.
AUGGUUUCAAAGGAAAAAGAAAUGAAUUUGGUUCCGACAAGACCUCAUUCGAGAACUCGUCUUGAAUACCGUUCAAAUGGGAUAUCCAUUUAUUAUAGACGUGCGAAUGACGGCGUCGAAGAAGAAAUGAUGAGACUUCGUGUGAUAAAAGAUGAAAAUCAAAUCGAUGAUUCUCUUCGCUCGUCUAAAUCUUCACCCCCAGAAUCAUCCUCAUCGAUUACCAUUCCGUUGGAGUCUUCGAAUAAGAAAAUGAAAAUGAAAAUGAAGAAAAAAAAGAAAUCGACCUCUUCAAAACACAAGAAGCGAAGGACAUCUCGUCCAUUUAAUGUUUCGAAAAAAUGGAAUAAAAAAAAGAAAAAAGAGGAAAAGAUAGAUUGGAUGGAUGAGGAUACAAUUCGUAUUCUGAAUGAAUUGCAGAUUUUGAAUCACAAAAUUCGAAAAAGAUUCCAAGUUGGUACUAUUUGUCCAUCAGCUGCACAGAGAUCAAACUUUUCAAUCACUUCCAUUUCUUCUUCAUCUUUUCCUUCUAUUUCUGCUUCGAAGUCAUCGAAAUCAACUCGAAACUCUUCCAAAAAAGACAAAUCAAUUUCCCCAGUUGGCACUGCGGAAGCUUUUGAUUAUUGUGGACGACCUAUCAAAUAUCCAUUUUACGCCAAUUCGUUUCCUGGUGCUCAACCUGUUCAACCUGAGAAAAAACCCAAAGAAGUCCUUCUGAUGAGAUCCAAAAAAGAAACGCAGAAUGACGAUUAUUCUAAGAAUCCUGAUCCUUCUGAUUUCUUGAAACCGCCAGUUCCUCCAGUUUCAUCUUCUUCGUCUUUCUCCACUUCUUUUUCAAAUUCUUCAGAAUCAGAAUACAAACCAAAUAGUCAGAAAUUGACACGUGUCAGUUCUGAUACCAAAUUUCCGAAUGCUCGAUCUCCUGCAACACGCGAAAAACUUCGAUUGAUGGUGAAGGAAUGUAUUUUGAAAAAGAUAAUUAGAGAAUCUGGAAAUGAGAAUUUGGAUAAAUUCACUGGGAGAUUGAAGAGACUUCGGACAGAAAUUGAUGGAAUAGAAAAGAAAAAAGAAGAGAAAAAGAUGGAAAAGGAGAAAAAAGAAGUAGAAGAAGAAGAAGAAGAGAACUCUUGUUCCAGUCUUAAGACGAUUUACUCAAAGAGUAUGAAUUCGAUGGGAUGUGAUUCAUGUAACAGUUGUGUUGAAUGUAUCAUUUCUUGCACAGAGGAGCAUUCGGAAAAGAGUAAAAACCCGAAAAAAAAGAAGAAUAAAAAGAAGAAUAAGAACAAGUCGAAGAAAUCUUUUCGUUCGUCUUCAACUUCAACUGCUUAUAAAUCUUUCGAAAGUUCGAAGAGUUCAGGCAAAAGAGUCAAAAAGUUGAUGAAACGACAACUGUUCUGA